Saccostrea cuccullata (small rock oyster) is the source of this 1220-nucleotide messenger RNA. Its product is annotated as DNA-directed RNA polymerases I, II, and III subunit RPABC1. The coding region runs from base 180 to 812 and encodes 210 amino acids. Gene Ontology annotation, cellular component: RNA polymerase I complex; RNA polymerase II, core complex; RNA polymerase III complex. The transcript has 7 exons. Gene Ontology annotation, biological process: DNA-templated transcription. The record is from RefSeq and is a predicted model, not a curated record. Gene Ontology annotation, molecular function: DNA binding. Lineage: Eukaryota; Metazoa; Mollusca; Bivalvia; Ostreida; Ostreidae.
UCCCCUUCUGUUUACGAAACUAAAUACGCCACUGACUCCGCUUGGCAUAUUGCAUGUGGUAAAAACCGAAUCAGUUUAUGUGUUUAUUGCAGAAGCAGCUAAACAAAGCCAAAAUCUGAAGUCUGAAAAAAAAGAGUGGGUUCUUUGCUUCAAAAGUAAAUGUAUAUAUCAUUUUGAUUAUGGACGACGAACAAGAAACAUACAAAUUAUGGCGUAUACGAAAAACAAUAAUGCAGCUUUGUCAUGAUAGAGGAUACUUGGUUACCCAAGAUGAAUUAGAUCAAACUUUAGAAGAGUUCAAAGGGCAAUUUGGAGACAGACCAAGUGAAAGGAAGCCAUCUAGAAGUGACCUUAUCGUAUUAGUAGCUCAUAAUGAUGACCCAACAGAUCAAAUGUUUGUGUUUUUUCCUGAGGAACCUAACGUGGGUAUAAAGACAAUAAAGACGUACUGUCAGCGGAUGCAGGAGGAGAACAUCACACGGGCCAUCAUCAUCGUACAAAACAAGAUGACACCGUCCGCCAAACAGUCCCUCACUGACAUGGCACCCAAGUACAUACUGGAACAAUUCCUGGAGGCUGAGCUUCUCAUCAAUAUCACAGAACACAUGCUUGUUCCUGAACAUGUUGUGAUGACUCCUGAAGAGAAGGCAGAAUUAUUGGCCAGAUACAAAUUGAAAGAGUCCCAGUUACCCAGAAUACAGCAAGGCGACCCAGUAGCUCGAUACUUUGGUUUAAAAAGAGGACAUGUUGUAAAGAUCAUCAGAAAUUCAGAGACUGCAGGGAGAUAUGUGAGCUAUCGCUUAGUUGUAUGAAACAGGACAGGACCAGAGAACAGGAACUGGACAAAAUAACACUUUUGUUUGGAACAGUGUGCUGUUUCAUAAGGAUGUAUCUGAAAUACAUUUAAACAAAAACUUUAUUUACUGCAGUAAAGUCUAGUUAAAAAGUUAUCUUACUAGUGUCAAGAACAGUGCUGAUGAACAUUUGGAGAUAUAAAAGAUUGCACUAAGGGCAAUUUUCUGUUCAUAAUCAUUUCAUUUACCCAUACUGUAUUUUUAGGCACAUGGGUUAUGCAGGUAGCCUUAAUAUAUGAUGUCAACUGUCAUGUGUAGAGUAUUCAACAUUUUCUGUUCCUUGUCAAGAAUUGAUGUACCAUUUUAACUUGUACAGUGUAUUCAGAGACAAGAUGUACAGCUAUAUUAAAGAAGUAAUAAAACUCA